AUGUAUGUGCGACCCGUCAUAGGCCAGAUUCACAAUGCAGCGCCGUCCCUCCCCGUCUACUACCCCGACCAGUCUCCCAACCCGGCUUCCCAAGGAUAUCAAGACCAGCCGUACGAGCGAUCUUCGCCUGCUCGUGGUAACACCAACCCUUCCGACCCCAGUUAUAACCAGGACCUCGCCGUUCCUUCGAGAGGCCCCUCCUCCCGCCACGAUUACGCCGACCAAAGACAGUGGAAGAACUCGCCCCAACCCGUCGCCUCGGCCCAGAACCCACAUGCUGUGAGCAACAUCACCCCUGGUGCCGACAACUUUAGCAACGAAGCCGCGGGAGGCGUUGCCGGUAUUGCCUACUCAGUCGCCGAUUCCCACGCGAGAGAAAGCGGAGUCGAAGCCAUGAGGGGACACCAGCAGCAGCCCGGUUACGGCGGGCCCUAUCAGGGAGGCAACUUCCCCAACCCCAUCAACAAGCCUACGGCCAAUCCGGACCCUACGAUACCCAUGUCGGGCUACGGCCCCCAAGCGCCCCCUGCCGUUUACGAGACGUACGCGAACGACCCUUAUUCGUACUCGCGCCCUGCCAUACCCGCCCUCGGUGUCGUCGAUCCCAAUACCAUUGCCGACGAUGGCGAUGACGGACUUGACUACAGGAGACCGGCGAGGAACUCGAUGCUCAGUCUGAAUAGCAAUCGGAGUGGAGCACGCAAUGCCGCGACUGGGGCCGCAGCGGCGGGUGCUGCUGGCGGCGCAGCCGCAUCAGGCUUGUUCCGCGAUGGCGCCUCUGCACCAACUGGUGGUCGCGCCGCAGAUAUCCUUGCCGAAAAGGAGUCGCCGUGGCUUAAGAAGCAGCAUUCAGGGCGCAAACGCUGGAAGUGGGCCGUUAUCGUUAUUGUCUUCCUCAUCGUCAUCGGCGCCAUUCUUGGAGGAGUCCUCGGGACGGUCCUUAAGAAGGGAGGUGGUAGUUCGCCUUCAAAACAUGGCCAGUCGGCUGACGACGAUACGGCCGAGAACGGCGAUCUCAGCAUCAACAGCGCCGAAAUCAAGGCGCUCAUGAACAACAAAAAUCUCCAUAAAGUGUUCCCCGGUAUGGAUUACACGCCCAUCAACACGCAGUAUCCAGAGUGUCUCCACGAUCCGCCCUCGCAAAACAACAUUACCCGCGACUUGGCCGUGAUCAGCCAGUUGACCAACACUGUUCGCUUGUACGGUACCGAUUGCAACCAAACCCAGAUGGUUGUCCACGCUAUCCAGCGUCUUAAGCUUGAUGACACGAUGAAGGUGUGGCUUGGCGUGUGGCAGGAUAACAACGCAACCACCAACAGGCGCCAGCUCGAUCAGAUGUGGGACAUCCUCGACGAGUAUGGCGAAGAUCCUUUUGCUGGUCUCAUUGUCGCCAACGAAAUUCUUUUCCGAGAACAAAUGACCAAUUCACAGCUCUCGCUUCUCCUCACCGAUGUCAAGACGAACCUGACCGGGCCUGGCGUCCCCGUGACGGAUGUCUCUGACUACAUCAUGGGCAACAUCCAUCCCUUUUUCUCAGGUGUCAACGCCAAGGGUGCCGCCGAGUGGACCAUGAACUUUUGGGAGGAUGUCAACGGCGUCGUGUGGAAGUCGGACAAGAAGAAGAACAUCAUUGCCGAGAUUGGUUGGCCCAGCCAGGGUGGCACCAACUGUGGUGAUGGCACAGCGACGGGCUGCCCCAACGCUUCGGUGGCGGGUGUGACAGAGCUUAACAAACUGCUCGAAGACUGGGUGUGUCCGGCCCUUAGCGACGGUACCCAGUACUUUUGGUUCUCCGCUUUCGACGAGCCGUGGAAGGUCAGCUUCAAUGAGAAGAAUAAAGAGUGGGAGGACCACUGGGGAUUGUUUGAUGUCAACAGGAACCUGAAGCAGGGCAUCACGAUACCAGACUGCGGCGGAAAGACGAUAUGA
Molecule: messenger RNA, 1929 nt
Organism: Parascedosporium putredinis
Lineage: Eukaryota; Fungi; Ascomycota; Sordariomycetes; Microascales; Microascaceae
Source: the annotation of a GenBank genome assembly